AUGCCAACAGUAAUACUAGGCGGAGGAAUCAUCGGCUCCGCAACCGCCUACUACUUAUCCGAGACCCAUUCGGCAGAGGAUAUUCAUAUUGUGGAGACCUCGUCGGAACUAUUUAGCUCUGCGUCUGGCUACGCUGCUGGAUUUCUAGCGAGUGAUUGGUUUGCCCCGUCGGUUGCGUCUUUGGGAGAACUCUCUUUUGACUUGCACGAGGCUCUGGCCAGUGCAAAUGGGGGGUGGGAGAAAUGGGGGUAUAUGAAAGGGACGGCAUUGAGCUUGAAUACGACGAUUAUCCGGAGGGAUGGUUCUCGGGGAGAUGAAUGGAUGAAGGAGGGUGCUAGUCGAGCGGAGACUGCUUCUGGGUCGAGUAUGUCGGGUAUUGAACCGGCUCCGGCUUGGUUGACGGUUCGGCCGGGGGUAGAGGUGGAAAGGCUUAGUGAUGUUGAUACUGCUCAGGUUGAUCCGCUAAGACUAUGCACAUUCCUGAUGGAAACGGUAACAUCUCGCGGUGUCAAGCUUCACCACCCAGCCAAGGCUACUUCACUUGUUACAAACGAGGCUGGCAUUAUCACCGCUGUCAAGAUCGCGAAUCUCAUCUCAGACAUAGAGUUCAUGAUUCCAUGUACCCACCUGGUCAUCUGUGCGGGUGCGUGGACUCCACAAGUUUUUGGGGGCCUCUUUCCUUCGGCUGGGGUAUCCAUCCCUAUCUCGCCAUUGGCUGGGUACUCCCUCGUGCUCCGUUCUCCGAGGCAUACGUUUGAACAUGAACAGAAGACUUACGGAGGACGAAGCCAUGCUAUCUUCACCUCGAACCCUUUUUCUUGUGGCUUCAGUCCGGAGAUUUUCUCGCGACGGGGCAGCGAGAUCUACGUUGCCGGUCUGAAUGAUCCACGGAUGCCGCUCCCCUCUCGCGCGGAGGAGUCUCGCAACUUGAUAAAUCAAGAUGAGAUGGACAGAUAUAAGGGCGUGUCAGUUCAGCUCAUGGGAAACCCCGCGGAUAGUGAUACUGGGUCUACGAUACGCAACACGGAUGACCUGGAGGUUAUUCGAGAGGGACUAUGUUUCCGCCCUGUUGCCGAUCAGGGUACACCUAUUAUUUGCCGGGUGGAUGAUAAAUUGCUGGGAGGCAGUGUGAAAACAGGUGGAAAAGGUGGUGUUUUUGUUGCAUCUGGGCAUGGCCCUUGGGGUAUUGCAUUGUCUUUGGGAACUGGUCGGGUCGUGGCGGAUAUGGUGGAGGGUGUGCUGCCGAGUGCCGAUACAUACAAAAACUUACGUGGACAAAACUGCCCAAGUUACAGCCAGUCAUAUUAG
This is a messenger RNA of Aspergillus alliaceus, 1308 nucleotides long. Its product is annotated as NAD(P)/FAD-dependent oxidoreductase. The coding region runs from base 1 to 1308 and encodes 435 amino acids. The transcript has 3 exons. Gene Ontology annotation, cellular component: late endosome; cytoplasm. Gene Ontology annotation, biological process: retrograde transport, endosome to Golgi. NCBI's taxonomy places the organism in Eukaryota, Fungi, Ascomycota, Eurotiomycetes, Eurotiales, Aspergillaceae. Gene Ontology annotation, molecular function: oxidoreductase activity. The record is from RefSeq and is a predicted model, not a curated record.